Centrocercus urophasianus (Greater sage-grouse) is the source of this 8066-nucleotide messenger RNA. It is a transcript of the gene SPATS2L, whose product is annotated as spermatogenesis associated serine rich 2 like. Gene Ontology annotation, molecular function: protein binding. The transcript is spliced from 14 exons. Gene Ontology annotation, cellular component: cytoplasm. The record is from RefSeq and is a predicted model, not a curated record. Bases 261 to 2156 code for a protein of 631 amino acids. NCBI's taxonomy places the organism in Eukaryota, Metazoa, Chordata, Aves, Galliformes, Phasianidae.
UCUAUUGUGCCAGUCCUUCUAUCGUCACACCUGUGUUGUAAUGCCUUUCCCAUUGUAUUUACCUGUCCAACUGCGAUGUACCUGGAGAGGAAGAGAAGUGUGAAGCAACUGGCUGGGAGUUCUUGGCCCUCGUUCUUCCUGGAAGAAGGGAAGAUCCCAUUAGCUCCUGGGCUGAAUAGGUGCUCUCAGGGUGUGAUGUGGUGCUAGCUCCCGGUUGCUGUCUGCUGAACUGCAUUGUGAACUCAGCAUCCACAGCCUUGAUGCAUUACCCACCACCCACUGAUUAUGUUCAAAAAGCUUCCUCUUACAGAUUGGCCUCUCAGUGUACAAAAUUGGCAAGUAAAACCCACAAUGGACUUGAAGUGACAGCAGAACUCAGCCAAGAGUUGGCGGUUUUCACACAGAGGAGAUUCAGACCACUGGAGAAGAGACAAAUAAGAACAGAAACUGGAGGCGUUCACAGUGACAGCAUUCUCUUAAGAGGAGAGAUGGCAGAAAUCAGUUCUCCAGUAAAUAUCAAGGAGAAGAUCAAUGCAAUCCGAUCAGUUGUUCCAAACAAAAGCAAUAAUGAAAUAGUUCUGGUGCUGCAGCAGUUUGAUAACAAUGUAGACAAGGCUGUCCAGGCUUUCAUAGAUGGUAGUGCAACUCAGGUUCUGAAAGAAUGGAAUAUGACAGGGAAAAAGAAGAAUAAUAGGAGAAAAAGAAGCAAAUCUAAACAGCACCAAGGCAACAAGGAUGCUAAAAAUAAGAGUGAUGGGUCUGAGAAGGCAUCUCAAGACCCCCAGAGACCACCUGUCUGCCAUCUGAAUGGAUGCUCUAAGGAUAACCGUUGUGGUGAUUCUGCCAAUGAGAAACUGGAAACCUCUUCUCUGGAGAACAAAAGUUCACAAUUUGUAGCAUCAGCACCAGGCUGUCCAGAAACCACAGGCAAAGAACGUAAGCGUCAGAGAGUGUCUGUGGAGUUAAGCCCAAAGACUGUGAAUGGAGUAGAACAGCACGAGCCUCUUCAGUCAUCAGUUCAAUUCCAGGGUAACCUAGGCAGGCCAAAGUCAAAAUCUUCCUCAGUUAAAUCAUCCAAUGCUACAAGCCAACUUGAAACAAAACCAGAUGAUUCAGUGAAAAAAAGAGGGCCAAACAUUGAAAAAUCAGUAAAAGACUUACAGCGUUGCACCGUUUCUCUAACUAGAUAUCGUAUGAUGAUCAAAGAGGAAGUAGAUAAUUCAGUUAAGAAGAUCAAAGCUGCUUUUGCAGAAUUACACAGCUGCAUCAUAGACAAAGAAGUGUCGUUAAUGGCAGAAAUUGACAAAGUUAAAGAAGAAGCCAUGGAAAUCCUGACUGCUCGGCAGAAGAAAGCAGAAGAGCUGAAGAGGCUGACGGACCUAGCCAGUCAGAUGGCUGAAGCACAACUGUCUGAACUCAGGGCUGAAAUUAAGCACUUUGUGAGUGAACGGAAAUAUGAUGAAGAGCUAGGCAGGUCUGCCCGAUUUUCCUGUGACACAGAACAGCUGAAGACCCAAAUUCAGCUCUGUGGAGAGAUUUCUCACCCAAAGAACAAUUAUUCCUCAAGAACACCAUGUAGUUCGGUGCUGUCUUCAUUGACCUCGCAUGCAACAACUGGCAAACAAAAUGCACACACUCGGAAGUCCUCUAGCAAUGCCAAGAACUCUGAUAAUAAAACAGCCAGCACUACUAAAGUACAAAGUCAUCAUUCUUCCAAUCCUACAGAAUCUUCUCCCCAGGGAAUUCCAACAAAUAAGCAGAAUGGGCCUUCUAGUCAAAGACGAAGAUUCAACCCACAGCACCAAAACGCCCGUCUCAAUGGAUCUCUUAAGCCACAAGGUGCCACUAACGAGGCAGAUCAAAAUAAUGUAAGGAGUGGCUCCAGGUCUGAACACAGAAGACAGCAGCACAACAAUUUCAGACCUAAAAAUAAAGGAGCUAUGAAAAAUCAGGAGUCUGCAACUGCAAGGACCACAGAGAAUGUGACGCAUCCAGAAAAGAGCCGGCGGAAGCAUCAUGCACCAGACACCACAGAUCACAGGCCUUUCCGAGGCGGUGUCAGCAGGGUGUCGCAAUGCAAUUUGUGCCCUGCAAGAAUGGAGGUCUCUGCUGAUACCACUGUUCUUUCAGUGCCAGCUGUGACUUUGGUGGCUUAAAAUGUCACAGUGAAGGCAGGCAGAAAAAUAUUCUCAUUUUAUCUUCUUCCUCAAGAUGCUUGUUGGUAAAGAAAAUAAAUCGGAACAGUCAUUUUAAAUCUGUUGCUGCUUAAAAGUUAUUGGUAUCUUCAUUAUUUACUAAUUAUCAAAAUUAAUGAUACUUUCAAAGCUUUGCCCAAUAUGUUCACAGUUGUUUUGUCGUGACAAUACAGAAUCUUACCAAAGCAGCAUAUACUACUUAGAAGAAUGAAAUUAGAUUGGAAAAAUAAACUCAGAAUUAAAUUCACAAUAGCAAAAGGUUUGUUGUAGAUAUGUGGUUAUACAAUCAACAGUAUUGUUCUUUAGAACAUCCUGUGUUAGACAGAUCCCGGAGCACCUCUGUGCUGUGGUCUGCAAUGCAAUCAGAUAAUCUUUUAGAAUUUUUCUGCAGUCUUUAUUAUACACCUCUUUAUUUCUGUGCAUGUAUCUGUAUGUGCAUGUGUACGCACACAUACAUACAUACACAUGCAUGCACACUGUAUGCACACAGUAUUGUUACAUACAAGAACAUUUCAAAAAGCAGCACAUUUGAUUUUAGCUUAUUAUUCCAUAAACUGAGAUCUUUAGACUUGCCUAUAAAUUGUACUGAAUGUAUUACAUAUUGGUAUUUUUCAUUGACAAACUAUUUUUAUGAAAAUGCUCAUUUCAUUCAAGUUUAGAGUAUACAUAGUCAUGGCUAUUCAGAUGCACAGCCCUAUUCUCCAUCCUUAUCAGCCAUUUUUCUAUGACUAGUUGGAUUUAUUUUUUUGCAUAUGAAAAGUCACAGGUGUUCUAGACUUGAAUCCAGAUUAUUUUUCUAUAUUUUUUGCUCUAGGAACCAUCUGUCCUUAAUGAGAGCUAUGACUAAUAAACUUGUUACAGCAACAUGCAGCAGAAUAUGGAGAUACAUAUUUGGGCAGAUACUACAUCCUUGUGAGUUUUCUAUUAAAAUAAAAUCUUAGUGUUAAUGUUCUGAUUAUGUAUUUCAGAAAACUUGUUUCUUCCAAAAAAAAUUAAAAUCUUCUUUCUAAAACAUUCUGUUGUUUGCUGCCUUGCAGUAUCUAAUCAGUUGUGAUCAUAUUUGAACUAGAUUUGCUUAGUUCAGCUGGUGUCAGUGGGAGGCUUUGGUUUGAGUUUGGCUUGGAAUAGGCUUUUGCUUUUGGCUAAAUUCCAAUGCCACAAGUGCGCAGGACAGCAUCAAGAGCUAAUCUUGGAUAAACCUAUGUUAAAAGUUGUUAUUGAAAAUAUUAAGGUAUCAGAAUAAUCAGUAAAGAAUCCAGGCCUGACAUCAAGUGAACUAGAGGGCUGGGGGUCAGAAUCAGAGAAAUGUAAAAGGGUCUCUUUCCCAGUGAGGUCAGUAAGAGCUGGACACUUUGAACGUUUAUUGUUGGUUAUGGCUUUUUACCACUUACCUCUGCCUAAUUUCCAUGAGCUGACUACACGCUUUCUUUGUACUGAAUUCCACUUUUGAUUCAUAAAGUAUAAAGUGCAUUGCCUAUGAAGGAUUUUGAUUAUUGCUCUUGAUAUCUGUACAAUUUUCUACAUGUGAAUGAUGGUAAAACCUGAUUUUACAAGGCAAGUAGCUCAUCUUCUUCUGGAAUAGUGGUGAUAAAAUAAGUACUCAUAGGUAAACAUAGGCUUUUUUUAGCAUUGUGGACCCUUCUCCUAUCAGGCUUUUAGCUGAACGUUUUAAGUAAAUGGAGCUGAAAUUCCAGAAUGUCUGUGCUGUGCACACCCACCAGAAAAGUCUAUUUUCAAAAUUUGCCAUACUGCCAUGCUGUAACUUCACAGUUAGAGAUGUAAUCACAAUAUCUGUAUGGGUAGUACCCCAGAACAAUAUUAUAUUGCUUUUACAUAAUUUCUGAAAGUUACUUAUACCUUUUCUUGUAUCCCCUCUUAAUAAUAUCUGAUGUAUUUAUAAUGACUUUUACUCCUGCCUUAUAGCUUUUCCACUUAAUAGGAUUAUUGGAAGAAGUUAUUUUAUUCUACAAGUCAGCUUCCUUACAAGCAGGCUUCCUCAAAACAAGUCAAAUCUAACAUAAAUCAUAACUCAGCACAACAGGAUGACCUUGUGCUCUUCAGUACCAGCUUCUCUUUGCUGUGCUGGAGGCUUAGUACAUGGCAGAUCAGAACUAACAGGUGAGAGGAAGCAUUUAUCCUCAGGCUGUGAGGCAAACACACAUUCUUGGAUGAGAGAUAAAAGUGUGGAUUUGGCUGGUUCUGGGGACUCUGCAGUCUUGAUGCAGCAAAUGUGCUUUGGUAUUGCAGUUACACAUUGUAACUGUUACAUGGCUGGCUCUGAAACAUUGCUGUGUCAGAUGUUUGAAAAAAAAAAAAAAUCAUUUAAACUACUUAAAGUCAUUGGAAAUGUUGCUCUAGAACUGAAACUAUUAAUUUUGGAAAGGAUAAGUUUGUACUCUAGUUUGUAUAUUCCUUUCCUGGAUCCUGCUGCUGUAGGAAAGCAACGUGGUCUGAGCUUGGAUGGAUGGAUGGCAUUUCCUGUGGUGAGUCUGUUUCCCCAUGCAGUGACUGGGAUGUAUCAAAAGCAACUAAACAACCUGUACUAGAAAUGUUUGUGGAUGUUGUACCAGAAAUUAGGAUGAGCUAAGAGAUGCACAUAGGAAAGGGACGACUUUGAAAACGGUCUAAUUAUUGAUGUGUGUGGUCCAGUGAAUUUGCAAAGUAUUACUCAGCUAAGUGAUAAAUGCUGUAUAAGCAGGAAGAUUUUAUUUAUUUACUUAUUCCUGCAAAAGUAGUAUUCUGUAGAAAGUACUCAGAAACUCAGAGAAGAGCAGAGGUCUGUAACACCAGCUGUGUCUGUUUCUGCUGCUUGACAUUCUGCUAAAAGCUGUUGCUCAAAAUGAAUCUAGAUCUCUUGGGGACAUUUCCUCCACAGAUUUACAGAGCUUUACUUCUAGCCACACUCUCACUCUAAUUGCAGCUAUGGAAUAGACAGCUUCACUCUCAAGUUUUCAAUGGUACAGCUUGCCUCCCGUUGUUGCUAAGUGAGAAUUUGUCCUUCACAGAUUGAGAAUUAAACAGACAAAAUCAUCUUACCUCCUGGAUAAUGCUGCCAUUUCUGUUUGGUCAUACUAAGACUUGUACUACAUAAUGUUUAUUAUCUGAACAUUUAAGUGGGUUUAAAGAAGUGAAUGAACAGCUUGAAAGAAGGAAAGAGGUAGCUUCCUUAGGAGCAGUCAGUGUGUUUACAGUCGAUACUGUCUUGAGAGAAUCAUCAGUUGUUUUACUUGCAAGGAACUUGAGCUAUAUUUCAUACAGAAGCAUCUCUGAAUUAAUGCCUAGUUCAGAGCUCAUUUGACUGCGUUGUUUCCGUGGCUCUUAAGCUGAAAACGAGCCUGAUGAAAAGUCUCUCUGAGAAUCAGUGUUAACGUGCCCCUAGCAGAUGAAACAACAUCUGCUUGGUUAUGGCAAGUAUGAGUUCUCCAUACUCUGAAGCAUACAGAUAGAAUUACAUCUGUUUGAAGCAUAUCCCGGUGAUAAUACGCACUUAAUCAUGGAGAAGUAAUUUUCUGGAAAUUAAUUUGGAAUUGCAUUUUUCUACAUUAUGCCAUAUCAUAGAUGGUUUGGAAAUAGUGUGAAAGUGAGGGCUAAACAACUGGAAAAUUGACCGUGUUUGUGAGGGGAAAGAGAAAAGCAUCAAAGUUCACUAGCGUGAUGCACGUUACUCUUCAGAGCACAGCUAUUAAAUUGCUAGGGCAAAGAAGCUUUCUAACUGGUCUCUUUUAUAACAAUUGUACAAAGGUGCAAAACAAGCCAUAAUCACUUCAGUUGACUGUACCAGCUGGUAACUCUUUGAAUUGGAUGAGUGAAACAUUAAGAAAACUGUGGACUUUGAAGAAACUUGGGAUCGUACAGAUUUGAGGAAAGUAGAACCUGCAAGAAACUCUCAGACUUGCAGAAUUUCUGCUCUUUGUUCCAGGCCUCAAAAGAGCAGUCUGUUAGCCAGGUUAAGAGCUGACUAAUCCUUGGAUGGGCAAGUUUUCAGCUCUCUGCCUCCCAGGCAGAAGACUAAAUGCUGUUUGAUUUUAUACUUUAAAAGGCUUUGGGUGGAUAUAGACAAAGCUGUAAUAGUCAUCUUGAAGGUUCAGCUCUUAUAAAGCUGUUUAAAAUCAGUCCAUCCAUUACAACAGAUUGUUAACAAGCUUCACGGGAUUAAAAAUAAAAAGACAAAAGUGCUUAUUUAAAAAGCCAUGUUUGUUUCUCAUCCAGUAAAAAAAAUCAAGUCUCUAAAUUUGCUCUACCUCCUCACCACAGCCACUUUCAUUCACAAUUUCAUAUGCUGAAAUUAAAGGGAAUGAUUUUGUAAUUUUUUUUUUUUAACUGCAAGUCAGUGUGUCUAGGACAAAGAUGAGACUGAAGCCACUGGAAUGCAAAUGAUAUGAAUGUUAUGUGAAAAAUACUACCAGAAUGACUAGACAAGCCCUGAACUAGCACAGGCUUAGGAAGUCCAAAGGGAUCAGUCUUAGUCUUAUCUGCAAGAAUCCAGACUUGUGAGCUUUUGUAUGAUGUUGAAAGAAGCCUACAAAUUCACCCAAAGUUGAAGAGGAAUCAUUGUAAGAGGACCUAAAUGGAUACAGUAAAGGGCUCAGCUGUUCACUAAGUUCUAAAAUAAAAGUCACACAGAAAGUAGUUAUUUAAAAACUGCUUUUCAAUCAGACUGGUAUACAUUGUGUCAAUGAAUUGCACGCUCACUAAAAUGAAACUUGUUAUUUAUCUCCCUUAAUUUCUGCUUUUUCUGGUCUCAAGUGAAUCUCUUCUGUGGGAUGGGGAGAGCCUUGGCUUUUCUGUGGCUUUUUAGGCUUAUUACAGUAGUGUAAGGAUUUUAAAGAUAGGCUGGUCUUUACUAUACGUGUAAAUAGUAGAAAAUUGCAAUACUGCUCAGCUUUACAUAACUAUAAUUCAUAGCAAAAAACAUCUCUUCAAACAGUAUGUUAGUACUUGAAAUUUUGCUGUUUCUCUUUUCUACUUUGCAAAUGAAAUUUCAAGUCCUUGCAGUUACGACAAAAAGCCUAAAAAUGUGAUUUCUUCUAAAUAACCUAGAAAACAAAAGACUUUAAGAAGCAAAUUGUAAGAAUACUUCAUUUUGGCAAUGCGAUAGGACUUUGCAACAUCUAAAGCCAGGUGUAUUUACUGUGUUGCAAAAUUAUUAGCAACAACAAAGCAGUACCCAGCCAUACACAAACAAUUGCACAAAAUGAAGCCAAAUGUGGGGAACUUAAACAGCAUUGGUUUAAACAUAUCCAAUUUAAACCAAGUCCAAAAGGACUUCUUAAAAAGUGAGCCAAAUUCUGCUUUUCUUUGCUAGUAGAAACAUACAGGAGCUCUUCAGUAUCGUUGCUUGUAAUGCACCCUAGUACAAGGGAGGACAAGAAGGACAAGUAGGAAACUAGUGUACAUGUCUCAGGUCUAAGGAAAAACUGCCUUAUUCCCUAGUCAUGCUCUUCCUUCCUGUUUAUCAGUUUUCUAUAUGUAAAGAUGGUCCCUUUAAUUGCUACCAAUAAUAAAAUGGUAACUUCUCCUCACUGCAAGUACCAGUAUUUGUGCAUUCAGCUUAAAAUAAAGUCUUUACAGUACUCUGUAUAUUGCACACUUGUGACAAAUUUGAAUCUAAUAACUGGUAUUCAUUGUUACUAUUUUUCCCCUACUUGAAAUAUAUGGAUUAAGGAAAUUAACUGUAACUGAAUUUGAUAAGCUGUUGUCUUCUGUGCUGUGCAUGUAUUCCUUUUAAAAGGCCAGUAGUACAGCCUGACACAAAUAUGAAUGAGACACCAUAAUAUUGAGCAUGCUGUGUGUUUUAGAGUUUUUUUAGCCAUGUUUCUUCCUCCCAACUUCUAAAAAGUACUUAGAAAUAAAAUCAGAAAAUACACUUCA